Ictidomys tridecemlineatus (thirteen-lined ground squirrel) is the source of this 1886-nucleotide messenger RNA. It is a transcript of the gene Tex52, whose product is annotated as testis expressed 52. NCBI's taxonomy places the organism in Eukaryota, Metazoa, Chordata, Mammalia, Rodentia, Sciuridae. The record is from RefSeq and is a predicted model, not a curated record.
AAGUGGGUAAUGGUGGAUGUGGUGGUAUUGGGGAGAAACAAGGCCUGCAGCUCUCAGUGGGAGCACACUGGGAGAAUGCACAGGGUUUUUGCAGAAUCCCCUCCCUGCCAUACUCUGCUGGAACAUAUAUCCUCUCUGACACAGAAAUUGCCAGUUUUCCCUCUUUUCCCUGUCAUAGAUCUGUUCUUGGGGCCUCUGUGCCUACUGGCUAACUUAGGAUUCUGUCAGCUCUCAGUAACAGUGGCAGGCCCCAAAAAACAUUAGAUUAAAAUGGGCUGCACUGCAGGUGCCUUCCUAAAACCUCAUCCCCAGCCUGAGACCUAGAAGCCAGUCUGCUUGGUUGUUCUCCUUACCAAGUCUUCCUAGCAAGUUCCUUCCCGGAAACAGUUCUUGUCACCAAUUUUUGCACCCAGAACUGUCAAAAGAGAGUCCUUCCCACUCUCUGCCUGUCUCACUUGAAAAGGAGGCAGAAUCCCGAGGGCCUGAAGAGCCUCUGGUGACAGGUAAGGGCCUCCUCUCUUGUCACCGGCCAGGAAGUAUCACCAUAGCGACCCUAGCAACAAACAAUGGUGCCAGAAAGGGCUUCCCCACUAAGCCACCCCUCCUGGCUCUGACGCCCAGAAGAAGAAUGGCUAGUAACCCACAAAGAUCAAUCAGAGGAAGGAUGAGCAAUUCAUCUCGUGUCAGAGAGCCUUUCCUGAAGAUGGUCCAUGCCAGUGAAUCCCUCCCGACCCACCAAACGUGGGUUCAACGUGAGUUCCUUCUCCCCAGGGAGACCUGCGAGUUGCCUGGCUUUACCCGGCAAGCCUACCACCAGCUGGCCCAGAGGCUGCCACCCCACUCAGAUACGAAGUCCAAAGUGCACCACCGGCUAAUCCACCCUUGGAAGGACACAAUCCAGCACAGCUGGGGCUUUCACACGUGGCUCGAUGUGGGGCGUUUGCCUGCCACUUUUCCCACACACCCUGACAUGCCCUAUGACAGCAAUGUCUGGCGCUGGCUGACCCACUCCAAUGCCCACAACUAUCCCCCAGCAGACACCCCCAUCCCUCCUCCCUCCUGGAUUGGGAAAAACAACUUCCUGGCCUUCAUCUACUCUACCCCCAUCUUCUUGGACGUAAACAGGAAGAGCCAGGUGAUUUUGAAGACAAAGAAGGAGCUGAAGGAGAUGCAGAAACUCAAGCUGAGGAGUGAAGUCAGAGCCCCUCCACUGGAUACUCAUGGCAACAUUGUGCCUCCCGCCAACUUCAAAAAAGCCCAGUACAUAUCUGCUGGUGGGAGGUUUGAGCCUCAAGGUCUCCCUCUCCUGCCCAAUCCACUCCCCACUCCUCUCGCCAGAGGCUGGCCCUGCCCAAACCCUGUGCCUCAUUACCAGGAGAAGGCGCUAAAGCUGGCCUUGCUGCCCAGCAUGCCCCUGAGUAAGGACCUCAUAAAGGAUUACCAAACCCUGAUAAAGGACCGAAUUGCCUUGCCCCUCCACCCUCUGUCCAAGGCACAACCUGGCAAAACCUUGGGGAAGAAGAGGAAGAGAAGACCUGGAUACAUCUAGAAGGAGCCUCCAGAUGGGUGGGGACCGUGGUGGGUCCGUAGGCACCCCCCCAAAACUCCCGUUUUCUAAACCAGAGUUCCUGCAGCAGGAAGAUCUGGAGUGGCUGACGGACUCUGGCUUCUGGAGAACAGCCUCUUCAACAUCUUCCCAACUCAAGCUGCCUCUGUACCCCCAGGCUCCUGGAGACUCUACGGAAAAUCUAAAUUGUUCCACCUCUUUCUUGGAGAAACUCAUAGCAGAUGAGGGGACCGUGGUGGGAGGGUGGGCAGAAGAGUGAGAACAUGGAGGGGUUCCAGUUCCUAGGGGCAGAACAAGGAGUGGGGAGGAAGAAGAUGAG